GAUGAUGAUAACAUUUCAAAAAUUAAACAACGUAAAACAAAAAAGCGGAAGGACAAUAUCAAACUAUUGAAAAAUUCUGAUAGUAACAAACAACCAAGAAUUGAAGAACAAAUGCCUACAAUUAUCUUAACAAAAAGGCGAGAGGACUCUGCAUACGUUGAUGAUGUCGAUUAUGAAGAAAUUCAUGAUUGUUCAAAUAAUAAAUUAGACAAAUCGAGCAAAAAUGAUUUUCCCGAUGCUGACACUGUUGAUCUUAAUAAAGAAAUAUCAUAUCAAUGGGAUGAUUCAGGAGAUUUAGAAAAGGAAUUAUUCACCCCUCUAGUAAAUGAGUGCUCUUCAUUAAGAGCAAAGAAAGAUUUUAUCAAAGUGUAUCUCAAAGGCAAAAAUUCAAUUAAUCAAUUAUAUGAAAAGGAAGGCCCAAGAAAAGCAUUGGCGGUUUUGAAUAUAGGAUAUAUGAUAUCUCAACUAUUUAUUUUUACUUCUACAUUGCAAAAUCUAUGA
Molecule: messenger RNA, 501 nt
Organism: Cetraspora pellucida
Lineage: Eukaryota; Fungi; Glomeromycota; Glomeromycetes; Diversisporales; Gigasporaceae
Source: the annotation of a GenBank genome assembly